AUGCCCAAAAAAGGUUGUAGGAAGUGGCUACGAGGCCUGGACAUCCAACAGGUCGGCGGACGCUCGGCGGAGACUUGUAAUCAGAGAUUGCCACGGCUCCGGAGCCGGCUCUUGGCUCCGGCUCUGAGCGGCUCCGAGCCGGGAGCCAGAGCCGGAAAUUUUGGGGUCGGCUCCGGCUCCCGAGCCCAAAGUCGGAGCCAGGCUUACCAGCGGUCAGAAAAGUAAACAUUUCGUGAUCUUGUUAAACCAAAUUGCUUGAAAAACACUGCGGAGGAUGUGGCUUGACUGCAAAAACGUUGGCUGUAUGAUCUCUGGCACUAAUAACUUUUAUUGUUGGAAAAAUAUUUAAAAAAAAACAUUUUGCAUAGGAGCCGGGAUUCGGAGCCGGACGCCUUUUUAAAUUUUGCACGGAGCCAAGAGCCGGAGCCGGAGCUGCAAAUUUGGCCUCGGCUCCGGCUCUGGGAGCAAAGAGCCGGAGCCGGAGCCGAAAUUUUGACCGUGGCAAUCUCUGGCUCAAAUUAUAAAGAGUGGAUGUAUUGCAAGUCUUCGCCAGGUCUCCGCUGAGGCUUUGCCGAGCAUCCAACGCUUUUCCAGGCCUGGUAAGCACUUCCUACAACCUUUUUUGGGUAUGAUUAGACAUAUUACAAGCAGAGAUUGCCACGGUCAAAAUUUCGGCUCCGGCUCUUAGCUCCCAGAGCCGGAGCCGAGGCCAAAUUUGCAGCUCCGGCUCUUGGCUCCGUGCGAAAUUUAAAAAGGCCUCCGGUUCCGAAUCCCGGCUCCUAUGCAAAACGUCUUUUUAAAAAUAUUUUUCCAAAAAUAAAAGUUAUUAGUGCCAGAGAUCAUACAGCCAACGUUUUUGCAGUCAAGUCACAUCCUCCGCAGUGUUUUUCAAGCAAUUUGGUUUAACAAGAUCACGAAAUGUUUACUUUUCUGUCCGCUGGGAAGCCUGGCUCCGACUUUGGGCUCGGGAGCCGGAGCCGACCCCAAAAUUUCCGGCUCCGGAGCCGUGGCAAUCUCUGAUUUGAGCUAUUACCAGCGUUAGUUUUAUUCACCCUGAGGUAUUGCAACAUAUAAAAGACCAAAAUUUGCAGGAAAAAACGAAGAUCCGUAACUUUUAUCUUGAUAUUAUUGAUGUGAGUACAUGUAAAAUACCUCAAAUUAGGUGAUAAGCUAUCUCAGGACCCUAUCAAUCUUACCAUUUUUAAUCUUUGCGAAUUUCCAAUUUCUGAUUUUUACUAUCCACAAUUUCAGCUGAAUUUGUCCUCGAAAACCCCCUUGUUUUCGAAUCCUCAACUGUUCUCGAGCUCGGUUCAGGUGUUGGCUGUGUUCCAUCGAUCCUACUGGCUCGUCUCGGCGUGAGAAAAGUUUAUUGUACGGAUAAAAACGUUUGCUUGGAGAAGAUUCAUGAAAAUUUGAAGAGGAAUUUGAGCAACGAAGAGCUCGAAAAAGUGGAAGUCAAGGUGAGAAAAGUUGAAAAUAUUGAGUAUUUUCAUGGAGGGGGAGUCGAUUUAGGAGGAUACAGUUGAUUUUUUAGGCAGAAAAUUGCCAAAAAUUUUGAUUUUUUGGGAUUUUUGGUGAUUUUUUUUAUGUAAAAUCACAAAAAUUUUUAAAAAAAUAUAUAUAUUUUUUUUUUCAAAAUUUUGGGACCUGAAAAUGUUGAUGGCUGUUUCAAAUCACUCUAAAAUUACCCACUAAAAAAUGGCUUAUCUAAUUGUAGGCCAAUUUUCAUAAAAAAAAAAAAAAAAAAAUUUUGUUAAAACCUCCAAAAGAUGAAAUUUUUGACACAUCUCGAUCAAAUUCUUGCCUCAAAAUUUUUUUUUUUAUUUAAAAUUUUUUUUUAUUUCCAGGAGCUUGACUGGAACGCCCUUUCCGCCACUCAGAAUUGGCUAUCCACCUUGGAGCGGCUCGAUUUUAUCGUUGGAUCCGAUAUUUUCUUCGAUCCAAUCACAUUUGAGCCGCUUAUAAAGACAAUCCGCUGCAUAAUCGACAAAUUCCCGGAGGCAAAAUUAAUUUUUUCCUAUCAAAAUCGGGAGUAAGUUUAGAAUUUUUUUUUUUUUUUUUGAAAAAGGGGGGGGAAUUGGUUUUUCUCUCGGCUUUUUUGAGAGGAGAAUGGACACGUUGCAAUGUGUUUUAUAUUUUUUGGGGAAUUCAAAUGGUUUUGGGAUAAAAACGGAGGAGAUUUUUUUGUUUUUAGGGGGAAAAUUGACGAUUUUUAAAUCAAAAAUUUUUUUUUUGAAAAAUCGAUUUUUGAAUUUUUUUUUGUAAUUUUUUUUUAAUCGUUUUUUUUAAAACAGCUUUUUUGUAAGGGUCGAGCUAGCUGUGCACAUGAAACAGGAUGUCGCAGCAGAGUCGUGAAACGGUAGCCAUAGGUUUCCCUAAUCACGAAUAUUAGAUUUCAGAAAAAAUUUUUUUGAUUAUUGGCCUACUGUAGGUGUACUGUAGCUUUCCCGCAUUUCCAGGAUCUCAGCUACAAGAGGUCGGGUUGUAUCCGGACCUUCUCUGAAUUAUAGAAUGGACAAUUCUAAGCAUCUUUCAUGUUGGGCACUUUUUCCUAUCUGUGCCGGAAGUAUUCUAAAAAUUUGCAUAAUUGUCAAAAAAUUCACAUUUUUCAAAUUUUAUAAAAAAAUUUGCAUAAUGGCAUGACAUUUUUAUUACCCUAAAAGAUGCUCCGUGAUGUGGCAAUUCAAACGGUAUAUAGAUCACCGCAAGGGGUUCUGCCUAUGUUGCAAACGGGUCGUCUAAAUGUUGGAUCAUCAGGAAUUUAAUUUUCUGAACGUCAAAUUUUGUCAAAAAAUGUGGUGUUUGGUAUGACCAAAGAUUGUAUUGGACUUCAAAGUGGUUCCAAAGUAAAAAUAUGUAAUUUUAUGACAAAAUAAUGUUAUAAAUCUUUAAAAGACGAUUUCUGAGUCAGUGGACAUAGGAAAAAAUCAAUUUUGAGAUUUUUGCAUUAAAACGACCGUCGAUAGAUGCUAAGCAAAAGCGAAGGACGUUUUUUUGCGAAAUCCUCCAAUAAGAUAUAUUUUUUUACAAUUUACUGUUUUUUAAGUAAUCGCUUAUAGUUGUCGUAUUUUAGCUCUGAAUACAACAAUUUUAAGCUUACUGAUGUUUUCGACCAUUGCUAACACGACGGAGCUAUUAUUUUUUUUAGUUUCCUACUGUAACUUCCCGUGAUACAGUAUUGGCCGAAAAAAACGGCCGUAAAAUCCUUGUUUCUAAAAACCCCCAGCUGAUUUUUUGAUAUGUUAAUCUGCGUAAAAUUCUGCUCUAGAUGCAAUCAAAAAAAGUGCAAAAAGUGGUACGACAAAUUUCGUGGUGUAGUGGUUAGUGGGCGGGACUACCAUUCCAGCGUCCCGGGUUCGAUCCCGGCUGGGUGCAAAUGUCAAAAAAAAAUGCCGCAAAUCAAUUUUUUAAUUACCUAUUUUUACUUUGGAACAACUUUGAAGUCUAAUACAAUCUUUGGUCAUACCAAACAUCAAAUUUUUUUGACAAAAUUUGACUUUAAUUCCUGAUGAACCAAUAUUUAGACGACCCGUUUGCAACAUAGGCAGAACCCCUUGCGGUGAUCUAUAUACCGUUUGAAUUUCCACAUUACGGAGCAUCUUUUAGAGCAAUAAAAAUGUCAUGCCAUUAUGCAAAUUUUUCUAUAAAAUUUGAAAAAUGUAAAUUUUUUGACAAUUAUGCAAAUUUUUAGAAUACUUCCGGCACAGAUAGGAAAAAGUGCCCAACAUGAAAGAUGCUUAGAAUUGUCCAUUCUAUAAUUCAGAGAAGGUCCGGAUACAAUCCGACCUCUUGUAGCCGAGAUCCUGGAAAUGCGGGAAAGCUACAGUACACCUACAGUAGGCCAAUAAUCAAAAAAAAAUUUUCUGAAAUUUAAUACUCGUGAUUAGGGAAACCUAUGGUUACUGUUUCACGGCUCUGCUGCGACAUCCUGUUUCAUGUGCACAAGGCAAAUCUGAAAGCUCGAGUCUUUCGCAAAACCUGUUUUAAUAAAUAUUUUUGGAAACUUAUGAAGGUAAUUAGCACUGGAGAAGUCGGUUUUAUAAUUUCUUUAAUCAAAAAAAAAAAUUUUUUUGAUUUUUUUUAUUUUUUUUUUGAAUUUGUAUUUCAGAAAAAAAAAUAUAUUUUACAUAGCUAAAAAUUUUAUAGAUUUUUUAACAUUUACUGCUUUUCUGUUUUACCCAUCAUUUCCCUCUUUUUUCUCACCAUUUUAUGAUUGGCAGGCUGCGCCCUAGCUUACGGGAAAAGGCGCUUUAGAUUUCUUUCAAAUUUUGGCAGACAUUUUCUACAGGCACCACAGACAAAUUCCUAAUUUUUCACAAGCUUCUGGCCAAAAAAAUUUUCAAUUUUUUGUUUAAAUUUUUUUUUUCAAAUUUUUAGAAGUGUCAAUUUUCAGUUACAAACGUUAAAAUUAUCUGAUUUCCAUCAAGUCCAUUAAUUUUACAGCACUUUAUGAUUCAUUUCCAUCAAAAAGGAGACGAAAAAGAGCCGCGAAAAAAAAAGUUUCUCUCUCAAAAAAUUCGCUUCGAGCAAGGUCAAUUCAUGUCCAACGUGGUCAUUUUUUCACGCUAAAAUUGAUUAAUCUCCCCGAAUAAUUACUUUAUUGACCUUGUUAGUGGUCGAUUUCGAAUUAAAAGUGGGCUUUUCAGCUCUUCCUGGUCCAUUGAAUACCUCCUAAAACAAUAUAAAUUGGAGGCCCGAUUGAUCCGCCAAGUCGAAAGGGAACACUCUCUGCAGUUGGGAGUGAUUAUGGGUAGGUUUUGAGAUGGGUUCAGCGAUUUUUGAGGGUUGAAAUUGAAAAGGUUUUGGGGAAAUUGCAAAAAAUCGGAUUUUUUGCCAAUUUUUGAUAAUUUUUUGUAUUUUUUCGACUUUUUUUGGAUAAAAUUUUAGUUCAAAAAGUAAUGAGUGGACUGAAAAUUAUAUUAGCUCUUAUUUGGAGCAAAAAUUUUGCUGAUUUUUUAUUGGAAAAAUAUUGAAAAAUGUAAAAAACCAAAAUUUUUGAUGAUUUUACAGGAUUUUCGGCGAUUUUUCGGAUUUUUUGAGUUUUUAACGAUAGAAAAUGAUGGCUUUUUUAACGUAAAUUAAAUUUAUAGACUAUAAGUUAUUUUUAUAAUCCGGAUUUAGCAAAAUUUUACUUGAUUUUUUGCCAAAUUUUACCAUUCUUCUACAAAAAAUCCAAUUUUUUCAAAAAAAUUUUUAAAAAAAGUUAAAAAAUUAUUGCAAUUUCUGGUCAAUUUGACAAAAUCAAGGUCUGAAAAAGAUUCAUCAAUACUUAUCACGUUUUAUUUGCUCCUGUUUUGCACAAAAAAUCGUAUUUUUCCUCUUUUUUUCAGCCCACUCGGACCAUCGAUUUUUCGCGGGCGUAGAAGGGUAAGUUCUUUACUGUUUACACAUCCAAUUACAAGUAAUUUGAUUUCAAAACAUAGAAAAUUACGUAAGAAGCUCAUUUGUAAUUUUAAUUGUCACAUGAACCGAGUAAUUUCCGCGAAAUGCAGAAUUUACGUGGAAAAGGCAAAGAUUACUCUGUAAAUGCGGUAUGAAGGAACUGAUUAUUGAACGGAAUUGUGAUUAAGAUUGCAGUAGGCGGGAGUGAGCAGAAACUAUUCGAAUUUUCGGGUAUUUGCGGGUUUUUCAUUUUGGCGAGCUGCGCCCGAGCUAAUUCAAAUUUUGAAAAUUUGAUUAUUUCUGGGGUAAAAUUAGAGAAAGCUAUUUUUUCAGAGCAUACUAGACUUGUAAACCCAUUUUUUUUUACUAAUUUUAGCUGUUUAUAAUUUGGCAGCUCGCGCCCAUGCAUAUGAAAAUUUUUGGAAAUUUCAGUCGGUGUUUUUUCAGAGCAGUAUAUAAAUACUCCAUGACCUCUUUAAUGAUCAAAAAUCCAAUUUUUGAACUUUUUUUAAAUUUUUUCCACUCCGCAGCCUGCGCCCUACGAAUUUCAAAUUUUUAUUGAAAUGACUGAUUCUUUCAAUUAAAUUACUUCCAGAGGAGCCACCAUAUCGAGAUACUACAUUUUCAACGAGGAUGGAAAGACAGUUCAGACGAAUGAAGCCGACGGACUCAAUUGUAUCCUGGUUGGGGUUGAAGGGACUGGUGAUCGAAUAGCCAACAAUAUGAGGAUAUUGGCGAAGAAUGCGAAGAUUAAUUUGCCAGUCAGAGCGAUGGUAGGUAUUUUGGGAACGAUUUUAGACGGUUUUGGGAGAUUUUGAGGAUUUGCAGGUUUUCGUGGUGGGACCUAAAAUUUAAUUUUUUUGGGACAAAUAGUGUCUGAGAAAGUUUAUUUGGGUUUAUUUGUGGUGAAUAUGACCGUUGGAACUUGUUUUUUUAUCAUUUUGCAAUUGAUUUUUUUAAAUUUUUUGGUCCCACCACGAAAACUUGAUUUUUCAAAAAAAUCAAAUUUGAGUGAAAAAUUGAUGAAAUUGAUGGCCUAGAAUAAUUUUAAGCCAUUUUGUUUUCAGGGAAUGGGCCUAGCCGGCGCGGAAUCCGCCGAAUUCAAUCAAAAAGUGGUGAAUUACAUAAAAUCCGAGCAUAAUGACAUCGCCGACACAAUAUACCUGACCUCGGACUCUGUGGCGGCGGUCGCAGCCAAUUUCCCGCUGGAAAAGGGCGGAAUUGUCCUGAUUUGUGGGACCGGAUCAGCGGCGCGAUUGUUAACUCCCGACCACAAAGUUCACUGUGCGGGCGGAUGGGGCCAUUUGAUCAGCGACGGUGGAAGCGCUUAUUGGAUCGCGAGAAGGUAGAGUUGAUGGAAUUGAGACAAAAAUUAUAAUUUAUUUGUUUUUUGGAGGAUUUUAGAGGUUUUUGGAUGCGGUUUUUUUGGUCGAAAAUUUGGAUUUUUGGUCGAUUUUUUGAGAUUUUUUUUACAUUUUUUUUUUAUUUUUUUUUGAUGAAGCUUAGAAAAAAAUUAUUUUUAGACUAGUUUUUUUUGCAUUUGCAACAUUUUAAGAUCGCGUUUUAUAGAAAUCGCCGCGAUUUUUUGGUCGAAAUUAAAAAAUUUUUUUUUUCAUAAAAAUUUUGGGUAGAAUUCAUGAGAAUUGAGAUGAAGAUUGUAAUUUAGUAGUUUUUUGGAGGAUAUUAGAGACUUCUGGAUACAAAUUUUUUGGUCGAUUUUUUAAGAUUUUUAUUUUUUUUUUUUUUUUAUUGUUUUUGAUGAAAUUUGGCAGAAAAAUUAUUUUUAGAUAAUUCUUUUGAUCUAUUUUUUUAUUUUUAAAAGAAAUCCACGCGAUUUUUUGGUCGAAAUUUAAAGAAAAAAAUUUUUUGAAAAAAAAAUUACAAUUUUUUAAAAUUUUUUUGACAUAAAAGUUAGACAAAACUGAUUUUUAGCCUCUAAAUUUCAAUUUUCUCCCCUCAAAAAAUUCUUUUUUUCAGAGCCAUUCAACAAUAUUUUGAUCUCACGGAUCUCCUCGAAACCUCUCAAUUCGACUUGAAGCCAUUGGAAUCCGCCCUGUUUGAGCACUUCAAUCUCACUGAUAAACUCCAAAUCCUCGAUAUUUUAUAUGCGAAUGAGAAUGUGAAGGCGAAUGUUGCGUCGUUUUGCGAGAGGCUGGCUGGCCUGGCCAGACAGGAUCCUUUGGCGGCGGAGAGCUUUGCAGCCGCCGGAGAUGUGUUGGGAAAGCAUGUAGUGGCGCUGUCGAGGCAUUUGGAGCCGGUAGGUAUUCUUUUAUAUUGUUUUUGCCGAGUAUUUGUUAAUUUUUAAGUUGGCGAGCUGCGCCCUAGACUUUGAUUUGAGAAUUGCGGGAAAUUAUUUUUUCGCGGAUUUCUGGCGGAAUUUGUGGUCAGGAAGCAGCUCUAAAUAAUUUUUGAUGAUUUGAAGUAUUUUUUAGCGAUAAUUUUGAUCGGCGAGCUGCGCCCUAGACUUUGAUUUGAGAAUUGCGGGAAAUUAUUUUUUCGCGGAUUUCUGGCGGAAUUUGGGGCCAGGAAGCUUCUCAAAUAAUUUUUGAGGAUAUAAAAUAUUUUUAGCUAUAAUUUAGAUCGGCGAGCUGCGCCCUAGACUUUGAUUUGAGUAUUGCGGGAAAUAAUUUUUUUGCGGAUUUCUGGCGGAAUUUGUGGUCAGGAAGCAUCUCAAAUUAAUUUUUGGUGAUUUAAAAUAUUUUUAGCGAUAAUUUUGAUCGGCGAGCUGCGCCCUUACCUUUCUUGGGAAUAAGCCGAAAUUCGAAAUUUAUGAUUUUUUUGGCAGUUAAUGGACUGUGUUUAAAUCAAAAUUGAAAAAAAAACAAAUUAAUUUAAGUUGUUUUUUCAAUUCGACAAAGUCGCGAGCUGCGCCCAAGCUUAUUUUUAUAAAAGCCAAUUUUUAUGAAAUUUUGAUUUCAAAAGAUGACAUAUAAAAUUAUUAGAGGAAUAAUGAGAUGUAAUAUUUUUUUCACUCCCUUUUUUUGCGAGUUUGUGCUCAAUUAUAUUGUUUUAGGACCACAAACGCGAACUGAAUGUGCUGGCAAUUGGGUCGGUUUUCAGGAGCUGGGAUCUGCUCAAAUCAGGUAAAUAUUCCAUUUUAAGGGUUGUUUAGCAAUUUUUGCCCCUUGAUUUUACAAUUUUCCUUCAAUUUUUUGGGUGGAACAAAAAAAUGGCUAGUUUUUUUCGAAAAGGGCAAAGAUCACACUGUGCACCGUCUUAAAUUCGAUUAAUUCUUGCUCAAGUGACUUGUUUUCGUCCCAAAUUUCAGUCAAUCCCCGUAGUUUGGAACCGAAAUGGACUUGGGCUACGGUAGCGUGGAGAUGGAGAACAAAAAAGUUCUUUUAUUCCGGGAAAGUGUAGUAGGAAUUUUGCGUAGGAAGUUAGAAGUGUUUCUAGAUCUGUCAUGUAUCGCAUUGUAAAAAAAAUUUGUCGAUUUGAACGAAUUUUGAGGAAUUGGUAGGGCGCGAGCUGCCGAGAGUAAUUUGCGUCUAAAAGUUUUCCAGUUGAAGGGGUCGUCGUAUUUUACAUUUUUUUGUCUAUUCUUUUAUUUUUAAGACGAUUUAUUACAUAGGGCGCAGCCUGCUAAUGAAAAAAUUAUUUCAUAGGGCGCAGGCUGCCAAAAUAAAAUUUUGAUUUUUUUGGAAAUAGAUUUAAAAUUUUGGUCUCAGAUGGUUAGCUGAGGUACGACAGACGUUUUAAAUCCAAUGUACGUCAUGUAUUCCUCGAAUCCGACUUACUGGAUUCGUGGUUCCCAUCCAAAUUGGUCGAAUUUGACUCCUUUUCUCAUUUUUCUCCACGGAAAUGACGUCAAUUGCGCGCAAAUCCAAACAAAUCUGAUGGAUCGCGAUAGACGAGGAAAUUGAGAGUUAGCGGAAAUGAUUUAUUGGAGAAGACUGCAAAUUUUUGAUGAAAAUUACAUUACACUUGAUAUCUUAUUGGAUUUUAUGUAUUGUAAUGUAAACUUUGAGGUGUUUUGAGCUUAAAAUGAUUGCAAAUAUAGUUUGGCUGGGUAUUUUCAUAAUUUUUGCGUCAAAAAUUAUAUUAUAUUGUACUAGACAUCAGAUGUAAUUUUUGGUCCCACAGCGAAAAAUUGGGAAAAAAAUGGACCAAAAAUUAUUCCAUUUUUCUUUAUUUGCCCUUUCCAGGCUUCGAAUCCGCCCUGCGCGCGCAGUCGGACGUCAAAGUGGUCAAACUUUUUGAGCCCGUCCAUUCGGCCGCCUUCGGAGCGGCGGUUUUGGCCACAAAACAGGGCCAAAUCCAAUGGAAUCAUGAGAUUGAAGACGUAGAAACCCUAAAUAAGACCUUAUUGGAUGUCAUCGAGCUUUCAUAA
Bursaphelenchus xylophilus (pine wood nematode) is the source of this 9712-nucleotide messenger RNA. NCBI's taxonomy places the organism in Eukaryota, Metazoa, Nematoda, Chromadorea, Rhabditida, Aphelenchoididae. The record is from the annotation of a GenBank genome assembly.